Messenger RNA from Penicillium malachiteum, 672 nucleotides. RefSeq lists its product as uncharacterized. Bases 1 to 672 code for a protein of 223 amino acids. The transcript has 2 exons. The record is from RefSeq and is a predicted model, not a curated record. NCBI's taxonomy places the organism in Eukaryota, Fungi, Ascomycota, Eurotiomycetes, Eurotiales, Aspergillaceae.
AUGGCUCUCCUUUUCGCUGGUCUUUCAUUGUUAGCAGCUACUCAAGCAGCUAAACUUACUUCGGUUGUUGUCCCUGGUGGAUGCUACAAUCUACCUGACUAUGAGUCUGCCAGCCCUGAUAAUGCCGGGUUCGCCGGUCCCUGGGUUGUCUAUGCUGAUCAAUGCGUGAACACGACCGCCCCUGACAACGCGUGCAGCAUGGAAGGAUUCGGUAGCCAACCUGUGGCUUGGGAGCAGGAAGAGGGAAAUACCAUUGUUGAAAGGGGAUAUAUUGGUAUCGUUGAGGAGAACGAUCUGGCCAAGUCCCCACUUCGCUGUAUGGAUGGCAUCGGCUUUCAAGCUUGGGUCCCCGUCGGCGACUCUGCAGAGUACCGGGCAGUCAACAUCACAGACAUGCCGUACAGCGCUGAGCUUAUGUGGAAUCUUGGGUCUUACAGUGAGCCUAUCCAGGCUUACUACCACUACUUGAGUGGCGUGAAACAGGAUGGUAUCUUCCUUGGUUCCCACAAUGUUACCACCUGGGGUAUCUCGCUCCAGGAUGGUGUGGCUGGGAGUGGUGGAAAGCCGUGGUGGAUGAUUCGUUUACUGGGUCCAGGUAGUGCGGAUCCUCAGACUGGAGAUGCUUUGGAGGAUGGUGAAUACCGUACCUUCAUUCGCAUUGACGGGAGCUAA